This is a messenger RNA of Coniosporium apollinis CBS 100218, 1134 nucleotides long. RefSeq lists its product as uncharacterized. Bases 1 to 1134 code for a protein of 377 amino acids. Gene Ontology annotation, cellular component: transcription factor TFIIH holo complex; transcription factor TFIIH core complex. The transcript is spliced from 2 exons. The record is from RefSeq and is a predicted model, not a curated record. NCBI's taxonomy places the organism in Eukaryota, Fungi, Ascomycota, Dothideomycetes. Gene Ontology annotation, biological process: nucleotide-excision repair; regulation of DNA-templated transcription.
AUGAACGCGAUUGAUGGGACAGACCGGCACGUCAGAGAUUCAGACAACUCGCCUCCACCGUCCCUCCUGACCGUCAUCCUCGACACGAAUCCACACGCAUGGGCUCUCCUCUCCGACACCCUCCCACUCUCCAAAGCAGUUGCCAACCUUCUUGUCUUUAUCAAUGCCCACCUCUCCUUCAACCACGCGAACCAGGUAGCGGUCAUAGCAAGCCACAUCCAGCGUGCGCAAUGGCUAUACCCCACCCCUCACCCACCACGCUCCUCCAGCAGCCCUGAGGAAAACGGCACCUCCACACCCACUCCACCAUCCGCGACGAAGUACCAUCGCUUCGCAAUCAUAGAACGUGAGCUCCAGGAUAACCUCUCGCGCGUCAUCUCCCAAACUACCGCCGCCGACCUCACCAGCAGCACGACGACCCAAAUCGCCGGCGCGCUCAGCAUAGCACUAUCCCACAUCUCCCGCGCAACCCAACUCUCCUCUCCCAACGACUCCUCCGGCAUCUCUCUCGACUCCACGGGCCCAACCCUCUCAAACCCAACCGACACCCCCACCGACCCCGCAGACGGAACACCCCGCGCGCGCCGCUCGCCGCUGACGUCGCGGAUCCUAAUCGUCAGCGUCUCCGGCGACCUCGCGGCCCAGUACAUCCCCGUCAUGAACUCCAUCUUUGCGGCCCAGCGGCAGCGGGUUCCGCUCGACGUGCUUAAGCUGGCCGGCGACACGGUCUUCUUGCAACAAGCCGCCGACGCGACGGGCGGAGUCUACAUCGCGCCCUCCAGCCCCUCCGCGCGCGCAGGGCUGCUGCAGUAUCUGAUGAUGGGGUUCUUGCCGGACGCGCGGGCGAGGGCAGCGUUGGUGAUGCCGGGCGGCGGGGAGGUGGAUUUUAGGGCAGCGUGUUUUUGUCACCGCAGGGUUGUGGAUGUCGGGUUUGUGUGCUCGGUGUGCUUGAGCAUUUUCUGUGAGCCCUUGGAAGAAGGGGAGUGUCUUACAUGUGGGACGAGGCUGAGUCUAGGGGCGGCGGUGGCGGCGAAGCCGGUUGUGGUGCCCAGACCGAAGAAGAAGAAAAAGAGGAAAGUCGGAGAUAUUACGGGGACGAGUACGCCGAUGUCUGCUGGGACGCCGGGGCCUUGA